Molecule: messenger RNA, 3659 nt
Organism: Limulus polyphemus (Atlantic horseshoe crab)
Lineage: Eukaryota; Metazoa; Arthropoda; Merostomata; Xiphosura; Limulidae
Product: pyrokinin-1 receptor-like
Exons: 5
Coding region: 1054-2760 (568 amino acids)
Biological process (GO): neuropeptide signaling pathway
Cellular component (GO): plasma membrane
Molecular function (GO): neuromedin U receptor activity
Source: RefSeq, a predicted model, not a curated record
UUCUGGCAAGACCUCGGUGCAUAAAGCUGUCAGAUUUUGCGUUUAUUCUAGGGCCAAGAAGAGUUCGUUUCUUUUUCGUCAAUUACAAGUCUCGGAAGGCGUAACAUUAUGAAAAUCAACUUAUUUAUCUGAUAAUUUCCUGUGGUAUUAUUUCUGAUUAAUUUUGUUUCACAAGUCACUCCUAAACUAUUCACCUUAACUUACUUUAUAUGAAUUAUUGGAAACUUAGUUUUUGUAAAAAGUUUUGUCUGGAAUGUGUACAAAACAAUGUCUACUGCGCCACUUUUGAUAAAGAAACAUGCUCAUCAGACAGUUGGCAACAUCUAGUCGUUAUGACCUGCUGAAUGGUGUAUUUAUCAAAUGAUAACAGGCAGAAAAUCUCAAGAAAUACUUCCAAGAUUUUUCUUCAACGUCGCCUGGGAUCAUUGCCGUAUGAAAAUACGAUUACGAUUAGCCGAUCAAAAAUAGUAGAUCAGAUUUUCAAGAAGACUUGUUCAUCACUAUAAGUUUCGAGUCUGAGUAAGACUGUUUAUGGUUGUUGUUUUUUAGGGUAGUUUAUAGUAAGUCGUUAUAUUUAUCAGGCACUUUCAUGUUCCUGUGAAUAGUGCGAGGUUAAGUAACGUUCUCAUCUUAAAACUUUUGUUUUGUUUUAGGCUAAGCGUUCCCGAAGAAGCUUCUGAUACCGGAAUAUUUUUUUGUCUAAGUACGUUAACAUGUUAGUACUGUAGCUCCAUUGAAUUCUGAUGGUUAACAAAACGUGAUACAGUCAUCAGAUAAAUCUCAUCAUCUGACAGUUCUCUCACUUCACAACGAUUAAAUCGCAGGAUCUGUAUAUUUUUUUUCGGUCUGCGAUCAUUUUAUGGUGGUUGUGCAUAUACACUUCCCGUUUUUACUGAACCACGAAACUGACAUGACAUUUGUGCACCUAGAAGAGCGACAUCUGUCUUGCCUCUCACUUGUUUUAUAUAGCGAGUUGUUUUCCACUAUUCUGCGUUUAGUGAGUUUUAAAUAUGAGAAGUUUUAAGCGGCAAGUAACCUAGUGACUUUGCUUUGAUGAUGAGCAGUGUAGACAUAGGAGUAAACGUCACACACAGUUUUACUACAAUGGAAUCAUCCAAUGUUUUCGAUGUAGAAACCUACAUAAGCCAGCGACUGGGACCUAAACGCUUACCUCUCAACUGGCUGAUUCCUUUAACAACUGUUUAUUCUUUGAUAUUUUUGUCAGGAAUGAUAGGUAACGCCUGUACGUGCCUUGUGAUUGCACGGAAUCAAUACAUGCAGACGGCCACCAAUUGUUACCUGUUUAACUUAGCUGUGGCUGAUAUGCUGACUCUGUUAUUUGCUAUGCCACUGGAGCUCUACACUCUUUGGCAUCAGUAUCCAUGGGAGCUAGGAAACGUCAUUUGUGAGCUACGUGCUAUCAUACCAGAAACAACGGCUGAUGCUUCCAUUCUCACCAUUGUGACAUUCAGUGUAGAACGCUAUAUAGCUAUCUGCCAUCCAAUCCGUCAGCAGACCAAGUCCAAGCUAUCUCGCGCCAUUCGUAAUAUCGUUAUUAUAUGGAUACUUUCUUUAGCAGGAGCAGCUCCAUAUGGACUCUUUAACCAGAUCAAUUACCUGAAAGACGACAAAAAGAAACAACUGUCUGAAUCGGCUUGGUGCGGGUUUCCUUUCCACGAACCGGAUAAAAGCUGGGAAACAUUAAUGGUGUGCUCGACUUUUCUCUUUUUUGUAGUUCCUGUCACACUGAUCAUUAUUAUGUAUAUCAGGAUAACCAUGACUCUCCAUCGAUCUCGCAAAAUACACAGGUGCACGUCAGAGGGGAGCACCAAGUGUCAAGGAGAAGGAGAACGUACGAAAAUUCACUCACAAAGGAUAGCAAUUAGACUUUUAGCCGCUGUUGUGGUCGCAUUCUUUGUGUGUUGGGCUCCUUUUCAUGCCCAACGACUGCUUUUCGUUUUCGUAUCUCUUUAUUCGGAGUGGACAGAAACGUUACGGAAAGUCAACCAUUACCUAUUUACUUUGGCAGGGUGUUUUUACUAUUUCAAUUCCACAAUAAACCCAAUUCUAUACAGCGUUAUGUCGAACCGAUUUCGAGUGGCGUUUAGAGAGAAGUUGUGUACUGGUGAACCAAACAUUUGGUGUAUUUGCUGUUGUUGCUGGUGUUGUUGGGGUCGACAAGAGGAAGGAAAACCUCAGAAAAAUGGUACGUACAGAAACUCUAGCUCUCAAGGCUCAGUUCGGUCUUCGUUUAACAAUCCUAUAAAUAACACAAGGGUUAAGAAAGGAAAGUUGUCUAAUCGUCUGAGAAAUUUGGAAAUUGAGAUCAAUGCUGAGAGAAUUCCAGCCACGUUGUCAUGGACAAGAAAUCCUCUGUAUGAUUCCAUUGAUGUAGGUCGACAAAACCAAGGAUCGCUUCAACCACUACAGUCUUCUCCAGCAGAUGAGGAGUCAAAUGCACUUCCAGAGAAAUGUUUCAUUUCUAAUGCUGUUACAAAUGGAAUUACAGAGUUAAUCGUCGAAGAUCCGGAAAAAUUAGAACUGAUAGAGGAACUGGAUGAAGCCCUUCGACCUCAACUAGCACGACUUUCGGAAGAGGAAGGUGAAUGCGUGGACUGUGCUAGUUGUAAUAAGCUGUUCACACCGAAAAUGAUUAAGCCAAUGGUAUACAUUCCAGUUGCUAGAUCUAUUACAUCAGACAUAAAUACCAUUGAAGAAUCUAUUAGAAUUUCUACAGCUCCGGCUGAAUCUGUGGUAUAAAAAGAAUAAAUCCAAUUUCAAGAAUCACUUAAGGAAAGAAGAUUUGUUUUUCUUAAGACUACAGGGAACAAUACUCUAAAAUCAAAGGAAAGAACUCUUUUCAUUGUGGCUUCAAGGCAAAAGCUUUUGAUUAAUUUAUUCUGAAACUGCAAAGGUCCGUUACUCACACUAAAAGUCAUUGAGUCUACAGUGUGGUUCCUAAACAAAAGUAUUGCUUAAUGUCUGGCGUCAGAAAACACAAAAAUGAGUAUUUAAUCUGAUUCCAGUUAAAACAGUUGAGACUAUAUUUGGUAUGUGAAAAACGCCGAUCACGUAAUCUGAAGUCCUACACCAGAUGAUAAGCCGAAUCCUGGGGUACAAAAAGCUACGUGUAUAGUUUAACACCAGUAUAAACUGGGGCCCUGUUCUAACAUUAUACCUCAUUAUAAUUCAAAAUCUCAUAUAAGUAGUUUCAUAACAAAUGAAAUAGGGAGUCUGCUUUCUGGCAUGAGAAGAAAAGACGAUUAUGUAGUCCAGCUACAAGUAAAAGAAAAACAACUGAGUCCAAAUUGGGGAUGUGAGAAGAACCCCUAAAUUCAUAUUCUGAUACCGGGUUAGAUGUUGAUUCGUAUUCUGGUGUGGAAAGAAAAACUGAAUAGGUAUUAUGAUGCCAGAUGAAAUGAUGAGUCACUAUUCUGCUAUGAAAAAAUCUAAAUAUUAAAUUUGACAUUAGACAAAAAUGAAGAUGAAAUAAGGAGAACAAGGACACAAUAGAAAUAACUGAAUAAUGAAAUAUAUCGUCCCCAAAAAAAUUCUUAAUCUAAGUAUAUUCAUAAAAAAUUUUAUUGUUGUUCUAAUCUAUUUCAAAUCUUAUAUUUAUUGUUGGUGUGACGACGUGUCAUCGUUGUGUGUGAAUAAAG